GGGUUGCGAGCACAUUUUACGAACCCUGCUUGAAGGUGAGGCUGAGUGGCUAAGCGGUAAAAAUUGGUGUGUUGGUGGCUUGGAGAAGAGGAAACGGAUAAAUGGAUAAAUUUUUGAAAUCAGGUAAUAUCAAGGAAGUUGACGAGUCCGUGGAGCAAAGUGGCAAGCGUAAGGGAAGGCAAAAGUCCGACAUUUGGAAUUUUUUUACAAGGGUGCCAGGGGGAAACUCCGCAAAAUGCAAAACUUGUGGUUUGGAUUAUAGAACAGGUGGAAACACAACAAACUUGUUUAUUCAUCUAUUGCGGGCUCAUACGACUUUGUCCCAUGAGUCGAAGCCUGUGGCGACCAUAAAAACUUUCUUCAGUUCAAACAAUUAUUAUGAAAACUAUUCCGCGCAUAAAAAGGAGCUUGACAAAGCAUUAACCCGCAUGAUUGCCAUCGAUAUGCAACCCUUUCGCAUUGUUGAAGAUCGUGGAUUUCGUGAUUUCGUUCAUUACCUUAAUCCAAGGUAUAUAUUUCCCAGUAGGACAACUUUGAGAAACGAGCAUCUACAAAAUAUGUACAACGAAAUGAAAGAAAAACUUGUUCUGAUUCUCAAUAACGUAGAAUACUGUGCCGUGACAACGGAUGGUUGGACAUCGCGGGCGAAUGAAUUUUAUGUCACAGUUACUUGCCAUUUCAUAGACAAGAACUUUGUAUUAAGAGAAGCUGUUUUAUCAACGAACAAACUUGAUAUUGAUACCGAUCACACAAGUAAUAACAUAGCUGACUCUUUGCGUGCAGUACUGUUGGAUUGGAAUAUUUUACAUAUAACUUCUACUAUUGUUACGGACAAUGCAGCAAAUAUGAUAAAAGCUUGUGAAAUUCUGAAGAAAAGGCAUUUGCCAUGCUUUGUACAUAGCCUAAACCUUGUAAUUCAGGAUGUAUUGGCUCGAGAUUUUAUAACAGGCACAUUAUCAAGAUGCAAGCGGAUUGUCACCUUUUUUAAAAGCAGUUCUAUUGCAUAUGCAUAAUUAAAAGCCGCUCAAAAUGAUGAAAACCCUCUUAGCCUAAUACAGGAAGUACCCACGAGAUGGAACAGCUCAUUCAAGAUGAUGGAAAGAAUUAAAAUUAAACAGUAACAUUUCUUCCGUGCUUUUUAGUACUUUAAAAGCACCCCAUCCAUUGACUGCGGAUGACAUAAACAUAAUGAAGGUCUUAGUUUCCUUGUUUAUGCCGUUUGACAGUGCAACCACCCGGAUCUCUUCGAGCAGCACAGUUACAAUUUCCGAAAUAAUUCCGACUACAGUUGAUCUAUACCAUCGCUCACACAAUGCAAAACUGGCACUUAAGACAGCGGAAGGAAUAAAAACCUACAACUCUUUGAUAGAUGGAGUUAAUCGUCACCUUGCACCUUUUGAAAAUCGAAGCGUAGCUCAACUUGCAACGAUUUUAGACCCAAGAUUUAAAAAAGAAGGGUUCGGUUGUUCUUCCACCGCCGACGCAGCAGGUUUUUUGUUGCAAAAUGAAAUUGCAGCUUGUAGUUCAUACGGAAAUCCGACUCCCGACAUCGAAGAGCCACCAACACAUCCUGAUUAUCCAAGCACUAAAACAUCGCAAAUUUAUGCAUUUGUGCAGGACAAAAUAGCACAAAAACAAUCUAUAAUAUUAGUGAGACAAUUCUUAGAAAAACCUCACGAGUUGCAGGGCACACCACCAUUGAAAUACUGAAAGACACAUGUGCAUGAGAUGCAACACUUUCAAAUUUGCAUCUUUAAGUAUUUGUGCAUUCCAGCAUGCUCCACUGCGUCUGAACGCAUGUUCAGUAAGGCGGGAUGCAUCCUCUCUGACAGACGCGCCGCUUUAAAACCGUUUAUUGUAGACCAGUUGCUGCUUACAAACAAAAACCAAUGGCUAAAUGAAUA
This is a messenger RNA of Scaptodrosophila lebanonensis, 1904 nucleotides long. Its product is annotated as zinc finger BED domain-containing protein 1-like. Bases 102 to 1013 code for a protein of 303 amino acids. The transcript is spliced from 4 exons. The record is from RefSeq and is a predicted model, not a curated record. Gene Ontology annotation, molecular function: DNA binding. NCBI's taxonomy places the organism in Eukaryota, Metazoa, Arthropoda, Insecta, Diptera, Drosophilidae.